CUCGGUUGCCGUGAAGAAGGGCAGAACACACACACACAGGCGGCAGGAUGUCGAUCGUCAGCAUCGUUGCCAGGGAGAUCUUGGACUCCCGGGGAAACCCCACUGUGGAAGUGGACCUUCGCACAGAGAAAGGUCUGUUCAGGGCUGCGGUGCCCAGCGGAGCAUCCACGGGAAUCUACGAGGCUCUGGAGCUCCGAGAUGGAGACAAGAGCCGCUACAAGGGCAAAGGUGUUUUGAAGGCAGUCGGGCACAUCAACGAUACUCUGGGUCCCGCCCUUAUAGCCUCUGGCAUCAGCGUGGUGGAGCAGGAGCAGUUGGACAACACCAUGAUCGAAAUGGACGGCACAGAAAACAAAUCUCAGUUUGGGGCCAACGCCAUCCUGGGAGUGUCUCUAGCCAUCUGUAAGGCCGGUGCGGCGGAGAAAGACGUCCCCCUGUACCGCCACAUAGCCGACCUGGCAGGAAACACAGAGCUGGUGCUGCCGGUUCCUGCCUUUAAUGUGAUAAAUGGAGGUUCUCAUGCAGGUAACAAACUGGCCAUGCAGGAGUUCAUGGUUCUUCCUGUUGGAGCCGAGUCUUUCAAGGAGGCGUUGAGGAUAGGAUCGGAGCUGUACCACACGCUGAAGGGGGUGAUCCAGGAGAAAUACGGCCAGGAUGCCACCAAUGUGGGGGACGAGGGAGGAUUUGCUCCCAACAUCCUGGAGAACAGUGAGGCUCUGGAUCUGCUGCAGACAGCCAUAGAGAAGGCCGGCUUCACGGACAAGGUGGUGGUCGGGAUGGACGUGGCUGCCUCCGAGUUUUACCGCGAGGGGAAAUACGACCUGGACUUCAAAUCCCCGCCCGAUCCAGAGAGACACAUCUCCGGAGAGGAGCUGGCUGACAUCUACCAGAGCUUCGUCAACAACUACCCAGUGGUGUCCAUCGAAGACCCGUUCGACCAGGACGACUGGGAAGCCUGGUCCCGGCUCACGGCCCAGGUGGGGAUCCAGGUGGUGGGGGACGACCUGACGGUGACCAACCCUAAGAGGAUAGAGAAAGCUGCGGAGGAGCGAGCCUGCAACUGCCUGCUGCUCAAAGUCAACCAGAUCGGCUCCGUCACCGAGGCCAUACAGGCGUGUAAACUGGCUCAGGCGAAUGGUUGGGGCGUGAUGGUCAGCCAUCGCUCAGGAGAGACAGAGGACACCUUCAUCGCUGACCUGGUGGUGGGACUUUGCACUGGACAGAUUAAGACUGGCGCUCCCUGCAGAUCUGAGAGGCUGGCCAAGUACAACCAGCUCAUGAGGAUUGAGGAGGAGUUGGGCGACCAGGCGCGCUUUGCAGGCCAUAACUUCAGGAACCCCAGCGCCCUGUGAACCUGACACACACACACACACACACACACACACACACUGACACACACGACAAACAUGAAACAAGCCAUGCAAAAUGAAAGAUCACACGAAAGAUCACACGAGCAAAAGAGCCAAGCAAAAAAUUUAAAAUAAAAUAAAUGAUGCACUGGGCUUAUAGAGACGAUUGCUGUAUGCGCACACACACACACACACACACACACACACACACACACACACACACACACACACACACACACACACACACACACAGACAGACAAGACAAACAUUAAACGAGCCAUGCAAAAUGGAAGAUCACAUGAAAGAAUACACAAACAAAAGAGCCAAGCAAAAAAUUAAAAAUAAAAUAAAUUAUGCACUGGACUUAUAGAGA
Perca flavescens (yellow perch) is the source of this 1723-nucleotide messenger RNA. Its product is annotated as gamma-enolase. Gene Ontology annotation, molecular function: phosphopyruvate hydratase activity; magnesium ion binding. Gene Ontology annotation, biological process: glycolytic process. Gene Ontology annotation, cellular component: phosphopyruvate hydratase complex. The record is from RefSeq and is a predicted model, not a curated record. Bases 48 to 1352 code for a protein of 434 amino acids. Lineage: Eukaryota; Metazoa; Chordata; Actinopteri; Perciformes; Percidae. The transcript has 13 exons.